This is a messenger RNA of Penicillium subrubescens, 2670 nucleotides long. Its product is annotated as nonribosomal peptide synthetase. Gene Ontology annotation, molecular function: catalytic activity. The transcript is spliced from 6 exons. Lineage: Eukaryota; Fungi; Ascomycota; Eurotiomycetes; Eurotiales; Aspergillaceae. The record is from RefSeq and is a predicted model, not a curated record. Bases 1 to 2670 code for a protein of 889 amino acids.
AUGCCAUCUGAACUCAUCCAUGAAGCGAGAGUAAAAGGAAUUAUCCGCGAAACAGGCGCCACACUGGCGCUGGUGUCACUCAAACAUGCCAAUAUCCUUGAAGGUCUGGGUUGUGCCGCAUUUUCAAUCUCUGAUGCCACGUUCGAAGAUCUGCCCAAAUAUGAGCCGGAGACUCUUCCAACAGUCUCGCCGGAGGACCAUGCCUUCAUUGUCUUUACCUCUGGUAGCACUGGCAAAUCCAAAGGCAUUAUUGUUGAACACCGUAACCUGGCUACCUGUGCGAGAGAUCAGUAUGGGCCCAUGGGUUACAUUCCUGACUGCCGAGUUAUUCAUUUCGCCUCCUAUACAUUCGACUUGAAGGAGCAAUGCCUCACAGACCUCGCCGGCUGCAUGCAGCAGUACCACAUCAAUUGGACCUGCCUUACACCCUCGUCGCAGCGACUUUUCCGUCCCGAAGAUGUUCCUGACCUGAAGAUUUUCUGUGUCGGCGGAGAGUCACUCACACAAGCUCACGUGGAUGUUGGGGCGAGCAAGGUCAAGUUCAUCAAUUCUUAUGGUCCGGUAGAGAGCUGUUUCUGUACAGCUGGUGUCGUCGAUCCUCAAAGAUGGCAGCCGGGCGUUGUGGGUGACAUGUUUGGCAGUCUUGCUUGGAUCACAGUAAUCAAUGAUCCCAACAACCUCGCCCCCAUUGGGGCUAUUGGGGAACUGGUUGUUGAGGGGCCUGCCAUGGCUCGUAGUUAUCUCAACAAUGAAGAGUUGACUCGCGCCAGUUUUAUUGAUGUUCCGCCUUGGCUCCAGGAUUGGCGGCCAAACAAUCAGACUGGCAGAUUAUAUCGGACUGGGGACAUGGUCAAGCUGUGCGGUCAACAUGUGGAGCUGAGCGAGGUCGAAACCACCUGCACCGAUGUUUCGAUGGAGCUCAAGAAACCGCUGCGGAAGUCAUUGUGCCUUCGGAAGGUGAAGCACGCGCAAUUUUGGUCGCUUUUUGAAAGCUUCAUUGAGACGGCAUCCCAUGCACUUGCGCCAAUCCGCGGGCGUGUGCCCGUGUACAUGAUUCCCACAGUCUUGCUGCCUCUGGUCACGAUUCCCUUGACUGGAACCGGCAAGAUCAAUCGACGAGAGCUUCGUCAAGUUGCGGCUGGUCUGACUCGUGACGAGAUCAAUUCCUACGUCCCGACAAGCGACGAUACACAAAGCAGUUUCAAGCGUCCGCCUGGCAAUGAAAUCGAGCGGCAGUUACACGUUAUUUGCGCCCAGCUUCUCAACAUUGACUUGAACACAAUCGGAAUCGAUGAUGACUUCUUCCGCUUGGGUGGUGACUCGAUCAGUGCCAUGCAGGUCGCAGCGAAAGCCAAAGCAGUCGGUCUUGCCAUUACGGCGGCAGACAUCUUGAGCCGCAAAUCUAUCGCUGGUAUGGCAUCCAGCAGUAUUAAAUCGCUCCCGGUGGUAGUGGCAGAGCAGGAUUCGAAGCUCACUACUCCUUUUGACCUUUCGUCUAUCCAAUGUUUAUUCUUUGAAACGAUCCACGAGAAUCACAGCUAUUUCAACCAAAGCUUCUCUCUUCGCCUAUCUGAGAAUGUCGAUAUUGAAAAAUUGGAUGCUGCUCUACGGGCAGUGGUAGCGCACCACGCCAUGCUUCGUGCUCAGUACCGCCGGGAUGAGAAUGAUGGCUGGGUGCAGCAAGUGCAAAAUGACAUUGAGAAAUCCUACGUCUUGGAGUCUCAUUCGACCCAAUCAACCGCUGACGCUGUUCAGAUCAUUUCUGAUAGCCAGCAGUCUCUAGAUAUCUUCAAUGGGCCCCUUCUUCGAGCUGACUUGAUUGAAACACAUGCUGAACAACAACAUCUCUUUCUGGUAGCCCAACAUCUCGUCAUGGAUCUGGAGGAGAGCUCUCGGCCUCGCCGUCUCUUCCCUUCUCGACUUGGUCUGGAAUGCAAGCGGAAUAUGACACGAAGAAGCUCUUGCCAGCAGAGGUCUUUCCUUUUUGACCUUCUAACCACUGUAGAUGGAUUCUGGGGAGACGUGGAGAACAGGAACACCUGGGGAGACAUUGCAAGUCUCUCAUUUGCCCUGGAUCAGAAUAAUACGGCUUCUUUGUACAACGGAUUCUCAUGCCUGGACGGGCUCCAAGUCACCCCUUUGGAGAUAUAUCACGCUGCUCUGCUGGUGUCCUUCAUCCACACUUUCAGGUCCCGUCCAGCCCCGAAAAUCCACUGCGAGGGCCAUGGCAGAGAGGUUUGGGAUUCGUCACUUGAUCUUUCUCGGACCGUGGGCUGGUUCACCACCAUAUGGCCUUGUCCAGUGCCUUGUGACGACACAUCAGACUUGCGGUCAGUCCUUGAAGCUGUCCAUGCAGCUCAUGCUAGAAUGCCGUUUCAUGGUUGGGGGUACUUCACCUCUCGUUACAACAACCCCGAAGGCCAAGAGGCUUUCCACUCGCCCGCCACUCCUGAAAUUGUGCUCAAUUACUCUGGCCUUUACCAGCAGCUGGAGCGAAAGGGUGCGUUGCAACAGCAAACUGAUGAGCUUGACGGAGCAAUUUCAGACAUAAUCAAGUCUGCGCGCAGAUUUGGGUUGAUUGAAGUCUCAGUGGGAGUCCGGAAGGGAUGCGUAGAGUUUGACAUCUCCUACAAUCGACACAUGGAGAGGCAAGAGGAUAUCAGGCGCUGA